Molecule: messenger RNA, 397 nt
Organism: Cyprinodon tularosa
Lineage: Eukaryota; Metazoa; Chordata; Actinopteri; Cyprinodontiformes; Cyprinodontidae
Product: serine/threonine-protein kinase pim-2-like
Exons: 2
Coding region: 63-374 (103 amino acids)
Biological process (GO): regulation of mitotic cell cycle; negative regulation of apoptotic process; protein autophosphorylation
Cellular component (GO): cytoplasm
Molecular function (GO): protein serine/threonine kinase activity; ATP binding
Source: RefSeq, a predicted model, not a curated record
GGUUUCUACUUUGUUAAACAUUUAACUGAGAUCCUCUUUGAGUCAUUUCCUUUAGAAAGCAAAUGGACGAACAAAGCAUAACAGUCUGCUCUGACUAUGCCUGUAUUCCAGGUACUUUUGCAUUCGCCCCCCCGGAGUGGUUCAGCAGUAGGAAGUAUAGACCUUCUCCGACCACGGUUUGGCAGCUGGGAACCAUCCUGUAUCGCAUGCUGCACAGGUGUCACUUUGACACCAGACGUUUUACACGGGGCCUCAUUAAGUUCAACAAAGACAUUUCGCAAGAGUGCCUGAAUUUUCUGCAUCUGUGUUUGGAGGAGGACAGUAGCAGACGAGCCACCCUGGAGGAUCUGCGUGUUCAUUCCUGGCUCCUGUGACUGAGCCUCGUCCCUCAGGGAUU